AUUAUAAAAAAAGGGAAAAAAAAACCCCCAAAAAAAGAGAGGGGGGGAGGUAAAAAAGAAGCCCCCCCCCGAGCCCAGCUCCCGGCCCGGCUGUGAGGCGGCAGAGCGCGGCCGGAGCCCGACGGCGCGGGCGCACGGUGGAGCCCCCCCGGGAGCCGCGCUCCGAGCCCCGGCGUGCCGCCCCCGCUGCCGCCCGCCCGCCGCCCCCCGCCGCCACCAUGAACAAGCUAUACAUCGGGAACCUAAACGAGAACGUGACUCCGGCCGACUUGGAGAAAGUCUUCAACGACCACAAGAUCUCCUUCAGCGGGCAGUUCCUGGUCAAGUCCGGCUAUGCCUUUGUGGACUGCCCCGACGAGCAGUGGGCCAUGAAAGCCAUCGAAACUUUCUCGGGGAAAGUGGAGCUUCAUGGAAAACAGCUAGAGAUUGAACAUUCAGUACCUAAAAAGCAAAGGAGCCGGAAAAUUCAAAUCCGAAACAUCCCACCCCAGCUGCGAUGGGAGGUUCUGGAUGGUUUGCUAGCCCAGUAUGGCACUGUAGAAAACUGCGAGCAAGUGAACACAGACAGCGAGACCGCCGUUGUCAACGUCACCUACGCCAACCGGGAGCAGACCAGGCAAGCCAUCAUGAAGCUGAACGGGCACCAGCUGGAGAACCAUGCGCUGAAGGUCUCCUACAUCCCCGACGAGCAGUCCAUGCAAGGGCCGGAGAACGGACGGCGGGGCGGCUUCGGGGCGCGCGGUGCUCCCAGGCAAGGCUCCCCCGUCACCGCGGGGGCACCGGUCAAGCAGCAGCCGGUGGAUAUCCCCCUCCGCCUCCUGGUGCCCACCCAGUACGUGGGUGCCAUCAUCGGCAAGGAAGGGGCCACCAUCAGGAACAUCACCAAGCAGACGCAGUCCAAGAUCGACGUGCACCGGAAAGAAAACGCGGGAGCUGCAGAAAAAGCCAUCAGCGUCCACUCCACCCCCGAGGGCUGCUCCGCUGCCUGCAAGAUGAUUUUGGAGAUCAUGCAGAAGGAGGCGAAGGACACCAAGACAGCUGAUGAAGUGCCUCUGAAAAUCUUGGCCCAUAACAACUUUGUGGGGCGCCUGAUCGGCAAAGAAGGGCGAAACUUGAAGAAAGUGGAGCAGGACACGGAGACAAAAAUCACCAUCUCAUCCUUGCAGGACUUGACACUGUACAACCCCGAAAGGACCAUCACGGUGAAGGGCUCCAUCGAGAACUGCUGCAAAGCGGAGCAGGAGAUCAUGAAGAAAGUGAGGGAAGCCUACGAGAACGACGUGGCCGCCAUGAGCCUGCAAUCUCACCUCAUCCCUGGCCUCAACCUGGCUGCGGUUGGCCUCUUCCCUGCCUCCUCCAACGCAGUACCUCCUCCGCCGAGCAGCGUCUCCGGGGCCGCGCCGUACAGCUCCUUCAUGCCUCCGGAGCAGGAGACGGUGCACGUCUUCAUCCCCGCGCAGGCGGUCGGCGCCAUCAUCGGCAAGAAGGGCCAGCACAUCAAGCAGCUCUCCCGGUUCGCAAGUGCCUCUAUCAAGAUUGCCCCUCCGGAGACGCCGGACUCCAAAGUGCGCAUGGUCGUCAUCACGGGCCCUCCGGAAGCUCAGUUCAAGGCGCAAGGCAGGAUUUACGGGAAGCUGAAGGAGGAGAACUUCUUUGGACCGAAGGAAGAAGUGAAGCUGGAGACGCACAUCCGGGUCCCCGCCUCGGCCGCGGGCAGGGUCAUCGGCAAAGGGGGCAAAACCGUCAAUGAGCUGCAGAACCUGACGGCAGCGGAGGUGGUGGUGCCGCGGGACCAGACCCCCGACGAGAACGAGCAGGUCAUCGUGAAGAUCAUCGGGCACUUCUACGCCAGCCAGAUGGCUCAGCGCAAGAUCCGAGACAUCCUGGCGCAGGUGAAGCAGCAGCACCAGAAGGGACAGAGCGGCCAGACGCAAGCGCGGAGGAAAUAAGAGCAGCACCGACACCAACGUGAAAAGCGGAACAAGCCAAUGCCGGGCUUAAGAGUGGCUGGGAAUCAGUUACCGUAGACAGAUGCUAAUUUUUUCAUUAACCGAUCGAGAUUAAAAGGCAGUUUGAUUGGCUUCCAAGGUAGAUGGCUAGGGUAAAAAAAAAAAAAAAAAGAAAAAAGAAAAUAAUAAUAAUAAUAAUUGGAUCCGUUUUUAGCUCCACGUGCCAGGACAGCUACUUAAAUGAAGCGAGAGGUGCUACAACGCGCCGCGCCAACCGGCCGCUCUGCCGAAGCCGGCGCGGCGCCGGGUGCCCGGGGACGACGGUGUGGCGAAGCUGCAGCCGCCGCGGUGCUGGGUCCCCUCUCGCGGGUGCAGCGUUUGCCCCCUCAUUUAAGUAGCCUUUGGAGGUCCCGUCCCAGCCGGGGCACCCGGCGGCUGCGCCUCCCUGACCCCUCGCUCCCUCCCUCCCUCCCUCCCCGCGGCUGGUGGAUAUUCCCCGAGCGAUGUUAAGCCUUUUGGAGCAUUUAAUUCUGAUUUUUUUUUUUUUUCCCUAUUUGGAUUUUUUUUUUUUUUUAAAAAGAAAAACUCCAGUGGAUUUUUACCAUCCCCAGUUGGU
Messenger RNA from Grus americana (Whooping crane), 2565 nucleotides. It is a transcript of the gene IGF2BP1, whose product is annotated as insulin like growth factor 2 mRNA binding protein 1. Lineage: Eukaryota; Metazoa; Chordata; Aves; Gruiformes; Gruidae. Gene Ontology annotation, cellular component: cytosol; nucleus; cytoplasm. The record is from RefSeq and is a predicted model, not a curated record. Gene Ontology annotation, biological process: nervous system development; regulation of gene expression. The transcript is spliced from 15 exons. Gene Ontology annotation, molecular function: mRNA 3'-UTR binding. The coding region runs from base 219 to 1949 and encodes 576 amino acids.